GUAACGUGGAAUUGCUGGGCACUACCUCUCGCUGACAGCUACCUGUCCCCGCCUUUUCUCAUUCGUCUCCCUCCCCGCUCCCUCGGGUCCAGGUCCAGGCGACUUUUUGGCCAAAUGUCCGCCACGCCCUUCACCGUCAAAGCGGUCUUCGAAUAUACUUCAGACCACGAUGACGACCUCACGUUCUCCAUCGGCCAGAUCAUAACGGUCGUUCAGGAGGAAGAUGACGAUUGGUACCUUGGCGAGUACACGGAUGAGACCGGAGCGAAGGCAGAGGGCAUCUUUCCCAAGAAUUUCGUGGAGAAAUAUGAGCCCCCUGCUCCUCCACGACCCACUCGCCCAAAUAGGCCCAAGAAGGAGGCCGAGCCGGCGCCGGCCCCCCCAGAGCCCGCUGCGGUUGAGAGCCCCGUGGUUGAGCGUCACCCAGAGCCCGAACCGGAACCGGCGCCAGCGGUAGUGGAAUCCCCAACGGCAGUUGCAGGAGCUGCUCCUCAACUUCCCAUCUCUUCUCCCGUUGCCGAAGAGCCUUCAGUUCGUGAGGCACCCGUCCCGCAGCCGGCGCCGGCGCAAGCCUCGGUUCCUCAGCCGGAACCGACGCCACCGGCCCCGAAGCUCUCGUCGAAGCCCGCGCCGCCCCCUGUCACCGAGAAGCCGACCGGCUCCUCAUUCAAGGAUCGCAUCGCAGCCUUCAAUAAACCUGCGGCGGCCCCUAUUGCCCCCUUCAAGCCCAGCGGGUUGGGCGGGCAGAGCUUCAUCAAGAAGCCGUUUGUCGCGCCGCCCCCGAGCAAAAAUGCCUACGUCCCUCCGCCUAGGGAGCCUCCACCAAAGAUUUACCGACGAGAGGAGGACCCCGACGUUCAGGAGCGCGUCGCGCGCGAGCCACCGGUAUCCGAGCGUAGCCCUCCGGUCGAGGGGGCCGGCGAAGCGGCCGAAGAGCAGCCGAAGCCAACGAGCUUGAAAGAUCGAAUUGCCCUCCUACAAAAGCAACAAUUGGAGCAGGCGGCUCGCCAUGCGGAGACCGCCCAGAAGAAGGAGAAACCGAAGAAAGCACCCAAGCCCCGUGCAGAAUCGACUGACGAAGGUGUUCCGGCGGGAGAUGACGGUCUCGAGACGCCUGAGGCAGCCGAAGCGCCGCGGGACCAUAGCACUGAGACGGUGAAGCCGACGGCCCCAGUUGCGCCACAACUACCCACCCCCCUCCCGGUGCAAGAGCUGGCGAGCGAUACCAACGACGCGGACGACUCUGCGCCUGUCGAUAGCGAGGAUGCAGACGAGUCUUCCACGAGCAAAGAGGAUUACGAAGAUCACGCUCGAGUGGGUUCUCGCCAUGGCAUCCCUCAAGGAGCUGAGCACAAGGCUGAGAAGGAGGAGAGGGACCAGGAGGUUCAGGAUGAUGAGGAAGCGGGACAAGAGGAGGAAGCGGAAGAAGACAUGGAUCCAGAGACCAAACGCAAGAUGGAACUCCGUGAACGAAUGGCCAAAAUGAGCGGCGGUAUGGGUAUGAUGGGCUUGUUCGGUGCUCCAGGUGGUAUGCCGAUGCCUGGCGCAGCUUCUCGCAAACCGAAGACAUCUGUCUCGGAGGCUCCGAAGAAGCCUGAAGAUUCCGAGAGUGCUCCCCCCGCCGCUGCGCCUCCAGUCCCUGUUAUGGCGAUGCCUGGAAUGGCAAAGCCAGCCGCUCCAAGUGUCGAGAAGGACGAAGAGGAGGCACAAGUAUCUCCUACACAACAGCGUCAUGCGGAAGACGUCCCUGACGUUGAGGAAGUCGUUCCGGAGCCUCCUCGCCGCGUUUCUUUGGACCGGGCACCUUCUCUACCUCAAGGACGUGCCGCACCCCCUCCUCCACCCGUGGACACGCGGCCUGUUCCUCCCCCUGUCCCUCAGGGACAUCCGUCGUCGCCUCCGCCAGUUCCAGGUGGCCGUCCCGUACCCCCACCAGUCAGAAGCCCCACAUCCGGUGAUGAAGGUGACGAGUCGGACGAUGAACUCUCCGUGCAUGCGAGGAAUCUAUCGCUGAACGCUGCCGCCGCCGACCGCACUGCCCAGGCCGAUUUGGCAUCGUCAAUCCCCGACCAUCUCGAUUCACGCCGCCCGUCAACCUAUGAUGCCCCAACUCCGACGUCUCCUUCGGAGAAACGACAGAGCCGCGCCCCUCCACCUGUUCCUACAAACCCACCGAUGCCAGUCCAAAGUCGGCCUCCGCCCCCACCUCCUCCCGGGCCUCCCCGCCGUAGAUCCACGGCGGAUAGCCGGCCCAGCACAUCUUCGCAACCCCGGCAGGCUGGAGAAGAAGCUGAAGGAGAAAUCACUGAGUACGAUGGUGACUAUGACACGGACAUUGCGUCUGGCGCCAAGUUCAAAGAUGCCCUCAAGUCUCAUGGCCGUGAAUCCAGCGUCGACGACGGUACCAUCACCGACGACCAUUCGCUGCAGUCUCCUCGAAGUCCCCGCGAGUCGCGCGCUCCUCCCCAUCCCCCUCCGUCUGCGCCGCGAGCUGUGCCGCCACCGCCACCUAUCCAACCCCCUAAAAGCAGCGGCGGGAGAAGCUCGUUGGAUUCCCCACGGGGGCCCCCUCCUCCGCCUCCCCACAGGGAGCAGUCUCUUGAUGAGGACGAGGAGUAUGAUCCUUACCGAUAUACGGCUCCUCUGCAUGGGCUUCCUGCCACCAGAGCGCCCCCCCUGCCUCCUGUCGUCAAACAGCCGCAGCUUGACGAAGAAUCGGAUGAUGUGUAUGACACAAUGUCGCCCACGCAGCCACCGCAGGAGAGGUCGACUGCGGCGUCCUCAGCGAAACGCGCGUCUGUCUCUCCUUUACCUCCGUCGAUCCCCUCCGUUCUAUCCCCAUCUACGCCGCGGAGCACGCGUGCAUCCUUAGAUGUGCCUCGAGGCCAGCCCAUGCGGAGAUCCAUGGAUGUCACUCGUCCUUCUGCUGACCAAAGCUAUAUUGCCACGGACGUGGACCUGGCAGAAAGCUCGCUGUGGUGGUCACAGCCCAAUACGCCUCCGCCAGUCUUCCAGAACCGCAAGGACAUCCUUCUCGAGAUAGAAGAAUCCAGUGCCGCAAAGCAGGGUAGCAAGGCCAUGGUGGCCAAGGAUGUUUAUGUUCUAUUCCUCGAUUACUCGCAAACGGUGAUCACGGUGAGCUACGAUCCCCGGAACCCCGCGGAGGCCUCCUUGGAACAGAGACACGAGGCCCCGCCCGUUCAGCUUCGUCAGGACCAGCUCGAGAAUGCGCAUCUCGAGCUAGGCACCCGCAUCUCGAGCGCUGUCCAGACGGUUCAAAACACCACCGUGGGCGAUGGCACUCCGUUCGGCCUGGUUCGGUAUCUGCUCGAGCCUCUUUCGGGCGGACUCCGUCCCGUGGGGACCCGCGCGUACGGUGCCCUUGUCUACUCCAACCUGGCGAAUGCCUCCGUGCAGCAGAACGACGAAAUCCGCGCCGGUGAUAUCGUGAGUUUCCGCAAUGCUCGCUUCCAAGGCCACCGGGGCACGAUGCACCAGAAGUACAGCUCCGAGGUCGGCAAGCCUGACCACGUAGGCGUUGUCGUGGAUUGGGAUGGAACCAAGAAAAAGAUCCGUGCGUGGGAGCAAGGUCGCGAGAGCAAGAAAGUCAAGAUCGAAAGCUUCAAGCUCUCCGAUCUUCGCAGUGGCGAGUGCAAGGUUUGGCGAGUGAUGCCCCGCAGCUGGGUUGGCUGGGAUAAAUAGAGAAAAGAACCCGCGGGUGAACCAAACCCCACGAGGAAGUUCAACAGCAGACGCUCGCUAUCCACGACGAUGAACACAGUGACGAAGGAUCAUGUGGUAGGCCGUUGUGCAUUUUAUUCUCCUUUUUUUCUUCUUCUUCCUCUUGUUCCCCCGUCUCGCUUUGUGUUCAUAUGCCUU
This is a messenger RNA of Aspergillus candidus, 3879 nucleotides long. Its product is annotated as SH3 domain protein. The record is from RefSeq and is a predicted model, not a curated record. The coding region runs from base 115 to 3702 and encodes 1195 amino acids. Gene Ontology annotation, molecular function: protein binding. The transcript has 3 exons. Lineage: Eukaryota; Fungi; Ascomycota; Eurotiomycetes; Eurotiales; Aspergillaceae.